This is a messenger RNA of Trypanosoma cruzi, 2745 nucleotides long. RefSeq lists its product as uncharacterized. Gene Ontology annotation, molecular function: protein binding. The transcript has a single exon. Lineage: Eukaryota; Euglenozoa; Kinetoplastea; Trypanosomatida; Trypanosomatidae. Bases 1 to 2745 code for a protein of 914 amino acids. Gene Ontology annotation, cellular component: plasma membrane. The record is from RefSeq and is a predicted model, not a curated record.
AUGGUCACACGCACCGCACGAUUGGGUGGCAAGACAAAUGGCGCUAAGCCGAGCGGCUUGAUGUUGAACAAGAAGGGCCUCCAUAGUGUUCAUGAGGUGACAUUGGCGAACUACUCUGCGGAGUACCUUUACCUUCGUGAAAAUGAGCUGACCGAAUUUGACGCCGAAGUGACCAUGGAAAACCUUAAGGUGUUGGAUCUGUCCAUUAACGAAAUUGGUGGAACAGUGGAUUUCUUAAGCAAGACCCCGUUUUUGCGCCAUCUUUACAUGACAGGGAAUAGGGUUGAGUCUCUGCAUGGCAUUGCAAAUUUUUCUUCCCUGGAGACACUGUGUCUCAGUGACAACGCCAUCAACAGCUUUGAGGGGUUAGAACGGCUUCCAAACUUGCGGGUGCUUUCCCUGAACUUUAAUAACAUAUCCUCCUUUGAGCAUUACCCGAAUCUUCCUUCACUGCAUACACUGAACCUUGUUGGGAACCCGGUGACAGAAAUUCCUUCUUACCGCAGUAUGGCCAUCGCCAUCAACAAUCCUAACCUUGUCACUAUCGACGGUAAUCCUGUCCAAGGGGAAGAGCGUGCUGCACUGGAGCAUUACCAAGGAAAGGUUGCUUACUGUAUCUGCGAAGGGUUUAUUGUUGAAGGAGAUAAUGUGGAAGAGGCCACGGAUGCUUUUCUUCUCAAACUUCAGCGUGCGAGGGAAAAGUCAAAGCAUCUACAGCUAUGCUCUAUUCGUCUCGCACCGGAGGAUGAAACUCGUAAUGUUCUCACGGAGGGAAUUCCGGUACGAUUGACAUGCUGCAUGCAAGACAUUCGCACGUUUGAGCAGAGGGGCACGGAUAUAUUUUUCUCGCGUUACUUGUAUCCCGUAACCUUCAGGGUCUCUGGUGAGGCUACAGAAGUCUUUGUGGUUGGUUCCAUGAACAACUGGACAGACCCCAUUGAACUGGAGCGUUGUGGAGAUGAAGGCGAAAUUUAUUUCCACACCAUUCUCUAUCUACCUGCCGGGGAUUACGAAUACCGUUACAUUGUGGAUGGUGUUGAGAUCGAUCCCGAGGCAAAUGGAGUUUUGUCCAAGUACAAGCAAGGCUUCUGCUACAUUUACAAAGUCACAGAAUUGGAACGUACGGAAGAUGAAAAGGAUACUGUUCUGCACAUUCGUUGGAUGAAGAGCGCACCAGGUAGCUGCUAUGAGAUCAUAGAGGACAACAACACACUGACGUAUACACCAACUGUUGCUGAUGUGGGUUGCUGUCUGCGCGCUGAGGUGCUUGCGUACGUUAACGGUAUGUUCUCUUUCCUGUACUUUGAUAUUUCCACCCCCAUUGUCGCUGGUCCACCAACGUGCCCCCAUCUUGAGGUUAAGGGCAAGGCUGUGGAAGGCCAUGUUUUGGUGGCGGAGGCCGAAUAUGUUGGUGGUGUUGAGGGUAAUUCUUACCUCAGCUGGUUCCGCAUUACCCCUGAUGGCCAAGAAAUUGCUAUUGAUAUCAAUGAUCCUUGGUCUGGCUACAAGCUGACGAGCAAUGACAUUGAUUGUCGCAUCAAGGUGGAGUUUACUCCCAUGCGGAAUGAUUGGGUGGCAGGCGAACCCAAAUCUGUUGUUACGGCACCCGUUGUGGCUGGCGCUCCUGAAUGUGAAUCUAUCAAGAUAAUUGGUAGCCUUAUUGAAGGAAGCGAAUUGGAGGUGGAGGUGGUAUACUCUGGUGGUGAGGAGGGAGAAAGCUAUUACCAAUGGCUUCGCAAAGAUGAGGGCUCAGAGGAGUACUUCCCUAUUGAGGGAGAGAAUGCCACGCGGUAUGUUCCCACUCUUGAAGAUGUGGGUAAGUGCCUGGCAGUGGAGUACACACCUGUCAGCAAACAAGGUGAAGAGGGUGAAACAUGCCGUUGUGUGUUGGAGAAGCCUAUUGAACCCUCUACCCCGGAAAUCCACGACCUCAAAAUUAUGGGCGAGUUAACAGAGCAGCACGUACUCACAGUGGAAUACGAGUACACAGGAGGGCACUUUGGACCACACGUGAUUCAGUGGUUCCGCCGAGAUCGAUACAAACGUCUAACCAAAACUGGCCGCCCUAACAGCUCAACACUCGCUCUUACCAAGCGUGAAGUCGACUGCACGAUUGAGGUUUCGGUGACACCUGUGCGCUCGGAUGGUGUGCAGGGAAGAACUGUGACAACAAGGUCGGAUGGUGUCGUUUCUGCUGGUAUUCCUCAAACUAACUUCUUGAACGUUGUGGGUGAGCCUUUGGUUGGUAAUACCCUGGAGCUGGAAGUGGAGUACUUUGGUGGCGAGCCUGGCGAACCGAUCAUUGAAUGGGAGCGUGAGGUACCAGGGACAGAGAACUUUGAAGUGGUUGAGACCGGUGUGCGCAAUUACACGGUUCAGAAGGAGGAUCAGGGAAGGUUGAUUCGCGUAACGUACACACCGGUACGCGUGGACGGUACUCCUGGAGAAGCGAAGAGCCGCAUCGUGCAGGUGCCAGAUGAUGGGGCGGAUGAGAAGGAAGAGGAGAAAGAAAUAAAGAAGACUUCAGAGGAGCCUGUGGUGACUCGUCAUGUGGAUCCGGGGUUCGCUACGGCAACCCGGGAGCUGGAGGAGGCGGCGGCAAAUGUCGCUUCAGAGGAAGAGACGGAGUCAAUGAAGAAGGAUGAGGAAACUAAGGAUGGCCCUGAAAAAGAGGCAGAGGAUGCCGUUGCCUCCAACCAAAAUGCGGACGAGGGGUCUCAACUCAAUUCCGCUCAGGCCAAGUGA